Paraglomus brasilianum is the source of this 345-nucleotide messenger RNA. The record is from the annotation of a GenBank genome assembly. Lineage: Eukaryota; Fungi; Glomeromycota; Glomeromycetes; Paraglomerales; Paraglomeraceae.
AUGGAGACUCGAAGCUCUGAUUCUUCUUGGGAUAACUUGCGUAAUAAACAUAGACUCGUAAUUGAGAAUGAUCCACGAGAAAAAGCUUCUUGUGAUUCGUUAUUGCCAAAAGUUAUUGCGUUGGAGGAGAUUUUGCGAGGCAUAGGUUUUUCUUCGGGCGUUCACACAUCUUCUACGUUAUGUCGUAAAGACUUUGAUGCUAACUUAUCAAGUUUCUUACCGAUUUAUAAGAAAAAUGAGCGUCUUAUUAAUGCAAUAUUUGAAUUUCUGAAAAAACCACUGGAGAAAUCUAAAGUGGACGUUGGAGAAAAAGAUUGUAAAAAACAAAUUUGCGACUUCAAAUAG